AUUUGGUUUCUGUAUGAAUGACUUGUAUGGUAAUCGUAAUCUUGCUAUAUAUACAUAGCUUAACAAAGAAGCGAGAUAUGAACCCUAAUUAUAAUUCAGUUGUUGCAACGAGAGAGAUAAAGAAAUCCUGUGGAAGUUCAAAGAAGGAGUCACUGACUCAUGGGGACUCCUAUCUUCAUGGCAGCAGGAGCAAGAUUGCUGCCAGUGGAAGGGAGUCACCUGUCACAACAUCACUGCCAGAGUCAUAUACCUCGGUCUCUGGUCUGGUUAUUAUGAUGAUGUAGAUGAAGAUUAUGAUUCGCAGAAACGCCUUACAGGUGACAUCAAUCUCUCUCUAUUGGAUAUGGAACACUUACAAGCUUUGGAUUUGAGUUACAAUAACUUUACAACUAUCUCAUCUGAUUUCACUGUGAACUCUUCAACUCUCAAUUACAUUGAUCUAUCACACAACAUAUACCUUUCUAUCAAGAGUCUUGAGUGGCUCUCUCGCAUUCCCUCCUUGGAAUACAUAGACCUCAGUAACAUUGAUCUUCGCAUGCAAACUAACUGGCUUCACUUUGUGACGGUGCUUCCAUCAUUGGUGGAGAUCUACUUAGACAGCUGUAACCUUGAAAGCAUAAGUCCAUCUCUUGGCUAUGCUAAUUUUAGCGCAUCACUCCAGGUCAUUGUUCUUUCCGGUAAUUCUUUUUAUUCAGAGUUGCCUAAAUGGAUAUUCAAUCUUAGUUCUCAGGUCCUUAAGAUUGACCUUUCAAGUAAUCAUUUUAUGGGCCAGCUACCAAAUACGUUGCCAAAUCUUCAUUCCUUGACUAGGCUUGAAUUGCAUGAUAAUUACUUGAAUGGCUCAAUUCCACAUUGGAUAGGCCAGCUUCAGUAUCUUACCUCCUUUUACAUUUCUAACAACUAUUUUUCUGGAUUUCUUCCUUUAAAUUUGGGAAAUUUGUCAUCCCUAGUAACCCUCAUGGCUGAAGGAAAUCUCUUCACGGGAGUUGUGUCUGAAAGAAAUUUUGCAAAACUAAAGAAUUUAAGAGUCUUGUGGUUGGGAUCACCAAACACCACCUUUGAUUUUGAUCCUCACUGGAUACCACCUUUCCAACUUGUGGAGCUCUACCUUACACCAUUGCACCCUACACUUCCUCAGUGGUUAUAUACACAGACAUCUCUCAAACAGCUUACCAUUAAAGACUCAAAGUUCUCGUUUGAUGCUGCUGAUAAUAACAGAAACUUUUGGAGACUUGCAUCCACACUUAUGCAUCUCAUUUUGUACAACAACACCAUAGAAGGGGACUUAUCAGAAGUAUUGCUGAAUUCCAGCGUCAUAUCGAUUUCAUCAAAUAAUAUGAAAGGUGGUCUUCCUCGGCUCUCAUCCAAUGUUGUUUUCUUCCAGUUAAACAACAAUUCCCUAUCAGGAUCCAUCUCACAUCUCUUGUGCCAUAGCAAGAAAAUCAACAAUGAAUUGCAGUACUUGGACCUCUCUAAUAAUAAUUUAUCUGGAGGGCUAACAGACUGCUGGAUGAAUUGGAAGUCGCUGGGUCAUGUUAAUCUGGGAGGCAACAAUCUUAGUGGCAACAUACCCCCAUCAAUGGGCUUCUUGUCAAAUCUCACAGGACUGCAUCUACAUGAGAAUAACUUGUCUGGGGACAUAUCUUCUUCAUCACUUCAGUAUUGCCGCUCCUUAUCCAUCCUUAAUGUCCGCGAGAAUAGCUUCUCUGGAAACAUACCAAAGUGGAUGCCGCUGAAAUCUCAGGACAUAUACCCAAUUGCCUAA
Messenger RNA from Arachis ipaensis, 1765 nucleotides. The record is from RefSeq and is a predicted model, not a curated record. Lineage: Eukaryota; Viridiplantae; Streptophyta; Magnoliopsida; Fabales; Fabaceae.